Aspergillus versicolor CBS 583.65 is the source of this 1407-nucleotide messenger RNA. RefSeq lists its product as uncharacterized. NCBI's taxonomy places the organism in Eukaryota, Fungi, Ascomycota, Eurotiomycetes, Eurotiales, Aspergillaceae. The record is from RefSeq and is a predicted model, not a curated record. The transcript is spliced from 3 exons. The coding region runs from base 1 to 1407 and encodes 468 amino acids. Gene Ontology annotation, molecular function: FAD binding; oxidoreductase activity.
AUGCACUUCAUGGCACAUAGUCUGGCUUUAGAGCUCAGGCGAGAGCUCGAAGGCACCGGUUCAGAGAUAUCAUAUGUUGGGUCGGAAAAGUACCAUGAAAACAUCAAAUCGUGGUCCGAUACAUGCGAGAAGGAGGCUGGAGCAAUUGUUAACGUCACGUCGACUGAGGCGGUCUCCAAAACGAUCACAUUCGCCCGCAAUCAUCAUAUCGAGUUUGUGAUUAAAGCAGGCGGGCAUUCCACGAGCAGCGAGUCUGCAACCCGUGGUGGCAUCCUGAUAUGUCUCUCUAGAAUGCGAAAUGUCUCCGUGGAUCCCCCAUCUCAUACCGUACGCGUCCAAGGAGGUGCUAUCUGGGACGAUGUCAAUACUGCCACUGCUGCUCAUGGACUCGCCGUUGUCGGAGCCACUGCCAGUGAGACAGGAGUUGGCGGAUCGACACUGGGUGGAGGCUAUGGAUGGCUUACAGGGCAGUACGGAUUGAUAGUGGAUAGCCUCCUCAGUGUGACUAUCGUUCUCGCCGACGGAAGCGUUCUCGAAGCGUCUCAGGAUACGAAUAAAGAUCUUUUUUGGGCUAUUCGCGGCGCAGGCCAGGCCUUCGGAGUUGUGACAGAGCUAGUCUUCAAGGCAUACGACAUGCCCAGUGAUAUCUUUGGUGGCUUGCUCUACUUUACCCCCGCUAAGCUCGACAAGGUCGUGCAGUUCGCGAACUGGUUUGAUAAAAAGCAGGACGAGCGCAGCGGAUUCUUCUUUGGAUUCAGGGCCCUCUCGCCGGUGGAAGAGACUUUGGUCAUGGCACUGCUUUUUUACAAUGGUUCCAAGGAAGAAGCAACCACUUUCUUCGCUCCUCUACUCUCAUUGCAAGCUAGCCUGGGGGAUGCUGGUAUGAUGUCCUACACGCAGUUGAAUCGUCUCGGCAAUAUCGAGCCAACCCCAGCAGGCCGAAAGGCCAUGGGUGGAACCAAUAUCACGUUUCCACUAGAUACAAAACUCGCCCACGAGCUCUGGUCCGGCUUCAAUCAGAUCACGGGGGCCUAUCCGGAGGCAUGCGCGAGUGUAUUGGCGUUCGAGCUUUUACCAUACUCCAAGGUUAUCAGUGUACCGGUGACAGCAACUGCUUGUGCUAACCGGGGCUGCUUCUAUAAUGUCGGCUUGCUGCUGUGCUGGCAGAACCCUGACCAUGAUGCAGUGAUGGACCAAUAUCGGCGGGCGAUUGUAGCAAAGAUUCAGUAUUCACAGCAUGAGUUGAACCGCGGUGAACAUGCGGUAUCAUAUCCCAAUUAUUCUGGGCACGAUUUCAGUUCUGGAUCGCUCUUUGGAACAAACCUGCCUCGUUUGCAGGAGCUGAAAAAGAUAUAUGACCAGAAUAAUUUCUUCCGCAAGUGGCAAAAUCUGCUGAAGCCGUAUUAA